AGGAACUAACCUCCAUGACAUAUUCAGGAGGUUAGAGUUCCGUCCGGAACGUCAAACAAAAAUAAGAAGGAGGUUCGGUUAAAAAAACCAAAAUAUUAACUUUUUUAUAUAGUGUCAAUAUAAAUAUAUGAAAAUGUUGUCUGCAACAAUAAAAGAUUUGGAGAGUAAGGAGGGGGAAAACAGAACUUUAAUUAAGAUCGUAGAGCGGCCGACAUUUAUAUUGAAAACUAGAGAAGGAGAAAAUAGGGCCGUUUCUCCAAGUCAACGUAGCAUAUCCAAAAAGGAUGCAGAUAUAUCCUCAGGAGCACCAAUCAAGAUACAAGAUUCAAUGCGUACGCUAAGUGUAUGUCCUGAGAUGACGACAUGCAUCAAAUUUAUGGAUGAAAAUAUGCAGUUAUGUGAGGGUCCACUAGAUUAUUUGCAUGAUCAACAAGACUUUCUAGUUGUUGGAUGUAUAGGUGCACAUGGUGUUGGCAAAUCAACGAUUAUGUCAUUGUUAACAUCAGAAUAUUCGGCUGACAUUUUUCAAGUUCAAGACUUGUCACAUCACGAGAGUGACAUGAAUUGUACCACUGGCAUAGACUUCUUUGUGACUAAAAACAGGGUGAUAUAUCUGGACACGCAGCCAAUUCUCUCCGGAUCCGUAAUUGAUUACUCUGCGUCCUUUGAUCAGAAGAAAGGCACAGCCGAUUUCGCGAAUACAGAUUCCAAUUUGGAAUUACAAUCGCUGCAGUUUGCGGCGUUUCUAUUUUCAGUAUGUCACGUUAUUAUAUUUGCACAGGAUUGGUUUGUUGAUCCAAAUUUAGUGAGAUUUUUGCAAACUGCAGAAAUGUUAAAACCUUCUUCAACAACCAUCAUGGAUCAAGAUUAUGUGGAAUAUUAUCCGCAUGUUGUGUUAUUGCACAACAAAGCUGAACUGCAAGAUUUUAUGCCUAAUACUAUAAACAAAAUGAAGGAAUUUUAUAACAAGGUAUUUUCCAAUUCUAGACUACAAACUCAUAGCGGUAUAGAUAUGAACUCCUGCUCGACAGAAAGUGGUUUAAAUUUAUUUUUGAUACCUUCCAGAACUAAAGAAGGAGAUAUGAUCUUUUGUGAAAGUGAAAAGUCCCUCGUGGAGAAAUUGCGAAGGAAAAUACAUGGAGUCCCUAGAAACCCAAUGACGCCAUCUGUACUAACAGAAAAAACCUGGUACCAUUACGUUUCGAAAGUCAUGGACGCAAUAAAAAAAAGUCACCUGUCCUCUGAGUAUGGGAGAUUGAUGCCUUAAA
Messenger RNA from Ooceraea biroi (clonal raider ant), 1268 nucleotides. Its product is annotated as protein SMG9. The record is from RefSeq and is a predicted model, not a curated record. Gene Ontology annotation, biological process: nuclear-transcribed mRNA catabolic process, nonsense-mediated decay. Lineage: Eukaryota; Metazoa; Arthropoda; Insecta; Hymenoptera; Formicidae.